CUCCAACCUGAUCAGCCUCAGGCCAAACGAUCAGAUCAAAUCAGCUGGGGUGGAACCUCAGCUUUCCUCUGCAAUUGCCAGCCAUUGCCAGCCACGGCUUAUUUCACCAUCCAUCUGCAGCAAGAAGACACCGCUGGUCUCUAGGAGACAGAAGAAGAUGGCCUCUCGUGCAGUGGCAGAGCUGGAGAACACCAAGGAUUGCAACCAAGCUGGGAAACCUCUCCUCUGCCCUUCCCAUCCCACAGAGGAGCUACGGCUGUUCUGUGAGCAGUGUGACCAGCUUGUGUGCCAGAACUGCAUCACAUACAGGCACCAGCAGCACCCGUAUGACUUCACUGGCAAUGUCAUCCACAGGCAUGGGGAUGCCCUGCGGGAGAUGCUGAAAAACACCCAGGAGCACAUGGAUACCCUAAAGGAUGUGCUGAGCCAGAUUGAUGACAUGGGCAGCGCCAUCCACAGCCGCGCAGGGGCUGUGGCUACAGAGAUCUGUCUGUUUGCCAGUGGAUAUGUGAAAGCAAUUGAAGAGCACCGACUGAAGCAGCUGGAGGAUUUGAAGGUGCAGAAGGCAAACCUGCUGCACUUGCAGAAGGCCCGGCUGCAGCAGCUGCUGCUGGACAUGAGGACAGCUGUGGAGUUCACAGAACGCUUGCUGACUAGUGGCUCGGACCUGGAGAUCCUCAUCACCAAAGGAGAAGUGGCAAGCCGGCUGGCAAAGCUGAACAGCAUUGCUUAUAACACUCACUCCUGCGUGGAUGAUGGGAUCCAGUUCUGUCCCAAGAAGAGGGCAGGGCAGUGUUGUGGCUAUGAAGUUUUUGGAGCCAUUCUCAAUAAAGUGUUAAAUCCAUCCAGAUGUACCCUGCACGGGGAAGGUAAAGCGGUGCUCUACAACAGCUGAAUGGGAGCUCACUGCUUCCUGAAGUCACCUCUCCGUUCUCUGUACCCACAUGGGGUGCAGCUUGUGGCACUGAUGGCUCCCUGCUCUCCACGCAGUCCCAAAGGACAGAGGCAGAGCUCUGCCAGAGGUUGUAUUUCUUGCUGGGGGCUUAUGGGAUGCGUGCUGGACAAGGAGACCAAGAGCUCUCCCCAGCCAGAUGUGACAAUGUACUGGAGCUGCCUUCUGCAACAUCACUGACCUCAGCACAGGCUGAGGUGUGAGGAGAACAACCUGUAGGCCAAAGACCACAGUUUACUCAGGGGAUGGCACCUGCAGUGGCAGGAUGUGAUGCUCACCAGGUGGCCCCAGCUGCUCUGCAGCACAGGUCCAGACAAAUUCCAGCUUUGGCUGAAUCUCCGCAGUGCCUGUCAGAACCCAUUGACUGUUUUUACCCUGCUCUGCAAUGACACCGUGGGUGAGCGGAUGGUACAAGGAGGAGAGGCUGUACGGGUCACCAUCAUCCACAAAGACAAGAGGGACUGUGCAGUCAAGCCAAAAGUGUGUGAUAACAAUGACGGGACCUACCAAAUUUCCUACAGCCCUGAAGAGCCAGGCUUGUAUGCUUGCUGUGUCUAUGUGAAAGGGCAGCAUGUACAGGUAGCCUUUCUUGUUUCUUUUGCACUGCUGCUUCUUUACCUGCUUUUCUUUUCUAAGUAUUUUCUUCAAGUCUUUCUAAGGAUUGCCUCUGCCACUUAGCAGUUUAAAACUGGGCAUAGUGAUCUGUGACUGACAGGAUCACAGAUACAACAUCUGAUAGCAUCCACUGUAGUAGCCUCUCUGCUUGCUUGUCCUCUUCAGGGCUCUCCGUUCACUCUGAUUGUGAAAACCAAGUUCCGUGAGCACCAAGGCAUGUUUCACUGCUGCACAUUCUGCUCAAGCGGAGGGCAGAAAGCUGCUCACUGUGCCUGUGGGGGAACCAUGCCUGGUGAAUGCUCAGCUUUCCCAUGCUGCUGGCAGCAGGAAGGUUUCUUGGAUUUGGUUCUCCCUAGUGUAAAUAGGUGUGAGUGGAUACUCCAGCCCAACUCCUGCAUUGUACAUGCACCGGGCCUGUGAUAACCUGUGUGUACAAAUCUUCUUGUAGAAGACUGCAGCAGUGAGAAAUGCAGCACACCCAAUGGACAGAGAACUGAGUCAACUCUGCAGGAGAUGGAGUAGAGCAGCUCUGUCAUUCAGCCCUUCCCAGUGAUGCUAAGUAGCACACUGUGUCUAUACUGUUCCUGUUCCAGUGCUGGCAGGUUGGGAGCUUCCAGGCUGUAUCGUACAGUACUUAAAGCUGUCCUGUGGAAAAGACUUCUCAUUUAGGAUGAGAGUUCAACUUGCUUAUUUGUUUAAUCCCCACCAGCUUCCCUGCCCUUGACCUGCAUGUGACAUUCUGUAUUUUGCAUAAUUUAAUAUAGAAUGAGCCUCUUUUUCUGUGCUUGUUCUGUAUCAAGCUCUGGCCAUAGCCAUUGAGCAGUUGGCACAGGGCUUUGCAGGUCUGUGUCUGCCGUUACUCAACAGGCCAGGGGACAGAAAUCUUCAGCUUUCCUGAGUAACCGAAAUAGGGAGGUUCCCCUUUGUUGCUCUCCUUUCUUU
Messenger RNA from Cuculus canorus (common cuckoo), 2509 nucleotides. RefSeq names its product tripartite motif containing 45 (gene TRIM45). Gene Ontology annotation, cellular component: chromatin; nucleoplasm. Gene Ontology annotation, molecular function: ubiquitin-protein transferase activity; zinc ion binding. NCBI's taxonomy places the organism in Eukaryota, Metazoa, Chordata, Aves, Cuculiformes, Cuculidae. The record is from RefSeq and is a predicted model, not a curated record. Gene Ontology annotation, biological process: positive regulation of DNA-templated transcription.